Messenger RNA from Trichophyton rubrum CBS 118892, 2816 nucleotides. RefSeq lists its product as uncharacterized. The transcript has a single exon. The record is from RefSeq and is a predicted model, not a curated record. Lineage: Eukaryota; Fungi; Ascomycota; Eurotiomycetes; Onygenales; Arthrodermataceae. The coding region runs from base 1212 to 1586 and encodes 124 amino acids.
CCACGUGACGUGAUUAGGGCCCAAUUAGGGCUUAAGGCCAAGGGAGAAGAAGAGGACGGGGGAAGAAGAGACAGGAUGAGAGUGUAUUACACGUUAUACAAGAGAACCACAGCAGAUACUCUGGUCCCAGAAUUACAACGUUACGGGGGCCAACAUCCUCCCUCCAUCUUCACUUCGGUGACAGGUUCCAUUAACAUUGGCGUGCUUGCCUAGAUACGUUCCUUUUAAUCCCCUGAGGCCUUCAUACCCGUCUUUAAUGCUUCUUCUACCGGACUACAAACUACAAGUUGAAGAUGAAAUACUCAUGGUCAAGGGCUCAUGGCAGUAUCCACCACUGUGCCAUAACUACUAGCCAAAUCAAAGCUAAUGUACACACUCGAGAUUAUCAAGUAAUGGUCUGCAUUUACUGUGAACCAUAACAGCUUGAUCCGAGACCUUAUCUUGUCGCAAAGCCAUGUAUUUGUGAACUAGUCUAACUAGCUAUCCGCCCCGGACUAACUAGCACGUCAAUAAGCUGCUAGUUAACUAAAAUGUGGUUAAUGUUGCUAUAAUGGAUCGAGCCUUGAGCACAACCCAACGCCAACACCGGCAUCAGACUCGAAUAGUUGGGUUGGCGAGGCUUAGACAUACAUCUACAGGACCAGUCGUCUACUUCAUCCUUCUCAACGGUUCUCACUUUUAUCGGAAAGGCUUGGAUCACCCACAGUCGAAGAUUGGUAGCAAGAGUCUUACCAACAAGCAUUAUAUUUAUACCAAACUUCUCGUUAUCGAUACAUUUCUAUAUGAUAUAUGACGUCAACUUGUAUCAGUAUAUACUUAAAUGCAUUCCGCAACACAUCCAUAGUGGCAUAAUUGGCAGACUCACCUAGCCCAACUCUCUGAGAGGCUAUAGCGAGAAGAUACAACCUACACCCGAAUCACAACACCUUCCUGCCCACGAGAGCCUAUUUCUCGGCCAGCAGUAGAGAGAGCUCUUAUAACUUUGCAGCUGCCAUAUUCCUCGUUCUUCCCACCGGUCCUGUGGGAAAGAACACUACAAAAGCGCUCUCUAUCGUGCUCUGGUGCAUGCUACUGAUACCCUCUCUCUCCAUGCUGCAAGAUGCAUCUAUACUUCACCAAUGGUUAACUCGCAAGAAAGGGUGAUAUCCGUCGAGGCUGUGAUGGAAGUGGCUAUUUAAACAUUUUCUACUAAGUCAGUCAUUACGAUACUGAUGCCUCCCUAUGCCUAUAAAAAUUGGCUUUCUCAGGAUGUUGUUUUUUCCUCCUUUUUCGCUUCUCUCCACCACCUCCGCCUCCACCUCCAUCCCGUCCCUACACCUCCUAAUUACACCUCCGGUGCUUCACCUCCUUUCCAGCUACCCCCCCAAUGUCUCUCUUAUACUUCCCCCACUGCACGUCACCUCCACCUACAUCUCGUACAUUUCAUCACGUUCCUAGACAUACAUCACCUUUCAUACCCCUGCACCUGCACCGCACCUCCAUUCCUCCACCACCAUCCCUACAAUUCCAUAUUUACGCCUCCUUUCCUCCACCUCCAUCCCUACAAAUCAUUUCCUACAACACCCUCAUAUCCUCAUUCCUCCUAGAGAUAUCUACCUCCAUGGGCCGUUCUCUGGCCCCUACUAUGAUUGUUUACGGAUAGACUCUGAUGCACUCUUUAAACUUCUCACUGGCUGCGCCUGAGAACACAAAUCCGAGGAGGUACAUCGCCAGGAGAGUCAACUAGUGGACCAGCAUGCUGCACACAGCCCUCUGUUGCGUAAGUCACGGGCCCAAGGUUUGCUAUCCUUCCCCAACCGUUUUGACGAAAAACAAGACCUGCUACCGGUGAUUCUCAGUACCCUGCGAAUAGAACGGAUACUCAGGGUACUAAAUGUGGAUCCAGGUAAGUUGAUGCUCUCCGGCUGAUAUUUCGAUUUUGAGGUUUUUGAGCCGUGGCUAAUCUUUUGACAAGCUAAACAUCAGGUCAUGCCUUCAAUGUUGCAGCUGAUCCCACGCCGGGUCGCCAGACGUACUGGGCAGCGGCCGCCUUCAUGGUAGGGACAAGGAUUGUUGGGAAGCGGCCUUUCUCCUUUUAGCGAUGAGUCCAUACUUCUGCGCAGUGCUGAUGAUGAGUAGUUUAACGCCUGAAUCAAGUUAAUAUGUACUCAUCAUGUAUAUAACUAUAUAACUGGAGUGCAUUCAGAGAGGUAGGAGUAAGUAGCUUAGAUAGUGAACCGCGUUAUUAACUGUAAAGUGACCAUUACCUCCGGCCAUCCCAUACUUCAUGGUGGCGGCAAUUGCGGCCUUUGCUAGAAAAAAUUCGACUGUUGGCCAUCCUAUGAGUAUCGAAAUUACGUUACUAUACCUCUGCAUACACACAGAUGCUCUUUUAAGCGAUUGCACCGAGACAUAAGGUUAUGGUUCCUUGUAUCCACCAGCCUCACUGACAUUACUGUCAAUAGCCCUAGAAUUCAUAUCAAUAAAAUAACCGCAUAUGCCUCAAUUAACAUCAAUGGAACCUUCCGAUAGAAGAGCCAGCAGACGUCAAUCGACACAGAGCCUCAAUCCGCCGAAUACGAGAUUCUCUUCCCCAGCCCGCAACGUCCCUGCAGCUGGUACUGUUCACGAAAUUCCCACACAGGGGAGGAAGCACUAGUUAUCAACCCUUGAGCAAACAGGUGGCAAAUGGUGGAGUUCUGCUGUUAAAAUUAUUUUCAACAAAACAAGGAAACGGAUUAAAUUAAGUAUAUUACUCACCGCUAUUUCAACAUUAAGGUAUUAUACCAUGCGAACUAUGACCGGAGAUUGGUGGCAAUGUAUCGGGGUUCGAAGAA